Molecule: messenger RNA, 1252 nt
Organism: Rana temporaria (common frog)
Lineage: Eukaryota; Metazoa; Chordata; Amphibia; Anura; Ranidae
Product: tetraspanin-1-like
Exons: 8
Coding region: 123-878 (251 amino acids)
Cellular component (GO): membrane
Source: RefSeq, a predicted model, not a curated record
GGGGGGGGGAUGGUCGGUUCUCCAGUCUCACCUGUUAUAAGGUGAGUGUACCUGGAAUAGUCACUCCGGCUCCCUCUGGAUAUCUCAGAUCUUCUCUGCACAGCCUCAGAACAGACACAACCAUGAGCUGCUUCACCUGCAUCAAGGUUCUGAUGAUCCUGUUCAAUCUGGCCAUCUUUUUGGCUGGAGGAGCUCUUCUCGGAGUGGGGAUCUGGGUCAGUGUGGACAGCGGAUCUUUCCUGAGGAUUUUUGGAACACUGGGAAGUGGAGCGGAUAGUAUUGCCUCCCAGUUUGUCAAUGUUGGGUAUUUCCUGAUCGUCAUCGGAGCUCUGCUGGUCAUCCUGGGAUUCCUCGGCUGCUGCGGAGCCCAGAAGGAGAGCAAGUGCCUGCUGAUUAUGUUCUUCUCCAUCGUACUGAUCAUCUUCAUCGCGGAGAUCGCUGGCGCCGUGGUGGCUCUGAUCUAUUCCUCUGUGGCGCAAAGUUUCCUGAAGUCCCUCCUGACUCCGGUUCUUCAGGAGGACUACGGGAAGGACCAAGAGGUGACCAAGACCUGGAAUGCCACAAUGACGAAGUUGGAUUGCUGCGCCCUCGACAACUACACCGACUUCACCAAUUCCUACUACGUGAGGACCAAUGACGGCUUUUACCCGCAACAGUGCUGCAAUGCCACCGUCACCAACACCACCGUCUGCGCCGCGUCUGAUGCCGCCAGGGCUGAUGUCAAGGGCUGCUACAAGCAGAUUCUGGACUUGCUGAAGACAAACGCAACCGUUGUGGGAGGAGUUGCGGCCGGAAUCGCUGCCCUGGAGCUGGCAGCCAUGGUGGUGUCCAUGUACCUGUACUGCAAGAUAGACAAGGACGACUCCAUGAACAGCUGAGGGCAAUCCAGUCCACAUAUUAUGUAAAGGACAUUUCAUGACGAGGAUCGGUGUCGAUGCGAAAUGAUGUUGGGCUCGGUGCCGCCCUCUAAUCGCACUUUAUAACGGAGCCUCUCAUUGGACUUGUGUAAUCAGACCACAUUCUAUACUGGACUCUGCAAAUCUAUGGAUGGGAACCCGUUUAUUAUACGCUGGGUGACCUAUGACCUCUCUGCAGAGCCGCCGCAGGGCACCGCGUUCGAUUGCGUUGUCACGUUUUCUCGCCUCGUUUAAGUUUUGGUGCCAAAAAAAUAGAAUGCAAAGAAAUCAGUUUUUCUUUAUUUUGGAUUUAUUUAAUGUCAUUUAUUCUUGUAAAGUGGAUAUAAUAAUAUGAA